AUGAGCGGCCUGUGGAGCGCGGCAGGCCCGGCGCGGCAGGGCUGGCUCUGGGGGGCGGCGGCGCUGCUGGCCCUGGGCACCCUGCUCGGGGCCUGGCGCUGGGCCGGCCCGCGCCGCCGCCGCCGCCUGCAGCGGGUCGGGACGGUGCUCCGGCUCUUCGUGUACCCGGUGAAGUCGUGCCGGGGGGUGUCAGUGCGGCGGGCGCAGGUGACGCCGAUGGGGCUGCGCAGCGGGGAGCUGCGGGAUAGGUUCUGGCUCGUGAUCAGGGAGGACGGGCACAUGGUGACAGCUCGCCAGGAGCCGCGACUCGUCCUUAUCUCUGCCACCUGUGAAAACGGGCACUUGGUCUUGGAGGCCGGGGACAUGGAGAAGAUAAGCGUGCCUGUAAAGCUCUCCAAGAAAAAUCCCGUCCACAACUGCAGGGUGUUUGGACAGGAUAUCCAAGGCAGAGACUGUGGUGAUGAAGUUGCUCAAUGGCUCACCACCUUCCUGAACUCCGAGCCCUGUCGACUGGUGCACUUUGAGCCCUCCAUGGUGCCAAGAAAGUCAAAGGACACAAUAGCUCUUUUCCGAAACACAGAUGAGGUCGCGUAUCCUGACUGCAGUCCAGUGUUGAUCAUCUCCGAAGCUUCGAUGGAUGAUCUAAAUACCAGGCUGGAAAAGAAAGCUAAGAUACAGAACUUCAGGCCAAAUAUUUUUGUAACAGACUGCAGUGCUUUUGAGGAGGAUACCUGGGAGGAUAUCCUUAUUGGUGAUGUGGAAAUGAAAGGGACCGUGUGUUGUGGCAGGUGUAUUUUAACAACUGUUAAUCCAGACACUGGGGUCAUUGACAGGAAGGAGCCCUUGGAAACAUUGAAAAGUUACCGUUUAUGUGACCCAUCUGAGAAGCACAUUUACAAAACCAGCCCUCUCUUUGGGAAAUACUUUGCUGUUGACAAAACUGGAACAAUUCAAGUUGGAGACCCUGUGUACAAGAUGGUCUGGGAAUGAAGGAGACUUUGAU
Messenger RNA from Melozone crissalis (California towhee), 1003 nucleotides. RefSeq names its product mitochondrial amidoxime reducing component 2-like. The record is from RefSeq and is a predicted model, not a curated record. Gene Ontology annotation, biological process: nitrate metabolic process. Lineage: Eukaryota; Metazoa; Chordata; Aves; Passeriformes; Passerellidae. Gene Ontology annotation, molecular function: molybdopterin cofactor binding; pyridoxal phosphate binding; molybdenum ion binding. Gene Ontology annotation, cellular component: mitochondrial inner membrane. Bases 1 to 990 code for a protein of 329 amino acids. The transcript is spliced from 7 exons.